Molecule: messenger RNA, 1749 nt
Organism: Cyphellophora attinorum
Lineage: Eukaryota; Fungi; Ascomycota; Eurotiomycetes; Chaetothyriales; Cyphellophoraceae
Exons: 3
Coding region: 1-1749 (582 amino acids)
Source: RefSeq, a predicted model, not a curated record
AUGGCUUCGUCAACACGACCAAUCCGGAUUGCUGGCGCGUCUGGCUCAGCCAGCGACCGGCGACAUGCCAUGGCAGCAUUCGCAAAAGCAUAUCCAACUGACCCUGUACACGUGAUCAUAAGCGACUACAUGAGCGAAGCCAAUAUGGUCACAGCGGGAGCACGCAAGGUGAACUCCAGGAGGUCAAAGGAGACACCAGCAGAUCCUUGGGAGCCAGUUGGUCCAGCUUUCGAGACAUCCUUCCUGGAAGCACUGGAGCCUGCCCUUGAGGACCUUGCUAAGUACAACAUCAAGGUCGCGGUCAAUGCGGGAUCCAGCGACACGGAAGGUCUCUACAAGGUGGUCCUAAACAUGAUUGCGAAGAAGGGCCUGGACAUCAAGGUCGCUUGGAUAUCGGGUGACGAGGCUUGGCCAGCGGUCGAGAAGUCACUGAAAAGUGGCCAGUCAAACUUCACAAACAUCUAUACUGGCGAGACACUUGACACAUGGAAGUUCAAGCCAAUUGAUUGGGGCAGCUACUGGUACCACGGCUGGAGGAGAGACCAGCUCCAAGAGCUUGCCAAUGCAUUCGUCGCCGGCCAUCUCAUCGAAUGCUCAACGUACGUUUGCGGCGGAAAUUACUCCGGCUUCAAGGAGCUAGAACAUCACCCAGGCGGCUGGGUUGACAUUGGCUUCCCAAUCGCCGAGAUCUCAGCCAACGGCCAAGUCGUCAUUACCAAGCAGAAGGACUCCGGAGGCAUGGUCUCGGUCAACACUUGCUCGUCCCAACUCGUCUACGAGAUUCAAGGACCCUGUCGGGGCCAACCGCGUUGCGCUUCACGGCGUCCGCGGCCUUCCUCCUCCACCAACCACGAAGUCGGCUGUACCGCCCUUGGCGGCUUUCAAGCCGAAGCAAUGUACCUCCUCACAGGCCUCGAUAUUCCCGCCAAAGCCCGCAUGCUCGAAACCCAACUCCGAUACGCUCUCCUCCCAUAUUCGAAAGACUACAGCCUGCUCAAAUUCCACACCAUCGGCUCCGCCCUACCCAAUUCCCCAUCCCAAGACGCCGCAACCACCAUCUUCCGCGCCUUCGCCCAAGCGCGCACCGCCGACCUGAUCUCCCCACAACGCUUCCUCCGCCCCAUCAUCGACAACAUCAUGCAAGGCUACCCAGGCGCCACCUUCCACCUUGACUUCCGCCAAGGCAUACCCAAGCCUUACUUCGAGUACUACGUCACCCUCCUCCCGCAAUCUGCUCUUACCCACGCUGUGCACUUCAACGGGCGCACCACAGUCAUCGACCCUCCCUCGACCACCCAAACAUUCCCGCCACGGCAGCCCUCCCAAUCUACAACACAGAUCCGGCUCUCCCUAACAUCCUUCGGCCCCACGACCCCCGCUCCCCUAGGCAGCCUAAUCCACGCCCGCUCCGGCGACAAAGGCAGCGAUGCAAACUGUGGCUUCUGGGUUCCACACCCGCACCCUCUCUCUGCCCAGAUCUACACCUGGCUGCGCAAUCUGCUCUCCAUCGAGACCAUCAAGACCCUCCUGGGGGAUGAAUACGACGAGAGCAGAAGACCAAAGAUUGAAAUCGAACGGUUCGAGUUGCCGAAUUUGAGGGGUGUGCAUUUCUUGUUCAGGAAUUUACUGGAUCGCGGCGUGACGAGUACGAGCAGUGUGGACUUUUUGGGGAAGAAUGUGGCGGAGUUCUUGAGGGGGAGGGUGGUGGAUGUUCCGGUUAGGUUUUUGGGGGAUGGUGCGAAGUUGUGA